Messenger RNA from Acipenser ruthenus (sterlet), 1026 nucleotides. Its product is annotated as TRAF-interacting protein with FHA domain-containing protein A-like. The transcript is spliced from 2 exons. Lineage: Eukaryota; Metazoa; Chordata; Actinopteri; Acipenseriformes; Acipenseridae. The record is from RefSeq and is a predicted model, not a curated record. Gene Ontology annotation, biological process: canonical NF-kappaB signal transduction. Gene Ontology annotation, molecular function: protein binding.
UGAUACGCUUCAUUUUUCUUCCAUCCGGCACAAGUUAUUUACAUCCAGUUCAUUUCUUACAAAGCAUGCACAAAAGUGCCUUCUCUAGCCACAACAUCGCAUUUCAAUUUGAAGGUGACAAGUGAAACAAAGCACCAGCGUAAUACAGUUUUUAGGAACGCAUCGCAUUCGGAUUAUUAUUUAUUAAAAAUAAAUAAAUUGUGGAUUGAAAAAAAUAAGAAAAGUGUGGAUUGAUAUGAAUCCGCGCCUGCCUAAGUAUGCAGUUGUUAGACAGUAACCCUGUGGUGUAUCGGGGAAUUUAGCUGUUAACAAUACCAAAUCAUUAUAUAGUACUAUUGAAUCAGUGUGGAAAAUAACAAAAAAAGCUGUGGAGAUGCACAACAUGGAUGACAUUGAAACGGAGGAGAUAUUAACCUGCCUCCGAAUAACCGCUCAUCAUCCACUGCACAAGAUCAAAAACGUGUUUAAGCUGAUCAACUUCAACAAGAAAGAGAAGCACCUGGCAGAAGAUGCCCUCAAAAUCGGCCGUGACACAAAGUCAUGCCGCAUUGCCUUGUAUGAUCAGCGAGUUUCCCGGGUCCAGUUCAGCAUUCGGGCUUUCUGACACUUCAAGAGCUCACAACUGUUAUUUGAAAUCAAAAAUCUGAGCAGAAGAGGAAAGCUGAUCGUAAAUAAUAUAGAACUUGAGUACCUCAAUAAGGUUGAAUUGCCAAAAAAAGCCCUUGUGAGAUUUGCAGAAUUCCAGUUCUUAGUUGAAAAGGAAGAUGGAGAGUCAACAGAAAAUUUUGAGACUUUCUUUGAGUUGGCUAGAGCACCAUGCCAGGAGGUAAUCUAUGUACCUUCAAUGAGCCCAGUCCCUGAAACAGGGCUCCUGAUCAAUGCAUGCUCCAUUCCUCCGUACUGCAGCAGUCAAACUCCAGUGGAGAUGGAAGAGUAUGAACUAAAAUAGUUGAACAAUUAAGUAGAAAAAUGAAUUAGCGUAUGGACUUAGUGUUUAUAGCAAAUAAAAAAAUUCCCUGAAUCUGA